Molecule: messenger RNA, 8804 nt
Organism: Anarrhichthys ocellatus (wolf-eel)
Lineage: Eukaryota; Metazoa; Chordata; Actinopteri; Perciformes; Anarhichadidae
Product: vang-like protein 1
Exons: 7
Coding region: 4516-6108 (530 amino acids)
Biological process (GO): multicellular organism development
Cellular component (GO): membrane
Source: RefSeq, a predicted model, not a curated record
CAGCCGCUCGGAAAAGUCCGUAACAAUUACCACGCCGCCCGCAGAGCCGCUGCUGGGCGACUCGGCCGUUCGCGGUGAGCAGGUCCAGGUAGGGCUGAACACAGCGCCGCUGCACCGUCACCCAAAAAGCAGUCCCGCAUCCAAACCGAAUCACACAUUAGGAAUCACCUCACACUUUCUGUACAUUUCGCCUCUACCUUUUGCGGAGCACGGUUGCUUUAUGAUCUCUGCUAGUCCGAUUUAUAAGGGAUUUAGAGUACAGGAGAUUUAUCAGUCACUACUCAAAAUGAGCUGGAAUGAUAAUUGUGUUUAUCAGCCCGGGCUGGGACGGGCCAUCUGGUAUUUGAGGGCAAAAGCCAGAAAGGGCCAGUCCACUUUUGGCGAGGCCUACGCCAUCACUUUCAGGAAAUCCACUGCAGAUGAAAUAUCUGCAACAGGAUAAGGAUGCAGCAGGUUGCUUCUGUGGUCAUCGCCACUUUGUUUUGUCGGAAGCAAACGCUGUAUUUCACUGCAGGGAGGGGUUCAACUCAUGAGGUCUAGUGCAAGGUGGGGAGAUUGCUUCAGCGCCCCCCGCCCAAAAAUGGACCAGACCAAGCAAAAAAAAACGGCAGCUUAGCUGUUUUGACUGUCAGUCAAAAUUCAAACUCUUCCCUCAGAAACCAUGCUGACUUUGUCAGUGACAGAGAAAUGGAUUAUAUGAUAACACAGAAAUAUAAGGUAGGAGAUUGAUCGUCAAAUUGUCUUGUUCGUUAAAUAUUAACGUCUCGUAGGCUACACCAUCAGGAUGUGUUUGUCUGGGCAUCGGUGCAGUCUGCCGCCCGAUCAUGUUUCCUGGAGUCGGAUAAAAGGCAGAGCGAAUAGCACUCGAGGGGUACAAGAGAUCUCGCUUCCAAAACAGGCGAUGAGUCAUAGCCAAUUUGUUGCGUUUUGUGUGGUAUUUUUGAAAACACAUUUCAUCGUGUGACCCUUAAAGAAAGAAAAAAAUUAGACAAUUCUUAAGAUAACGGUUUGAGGGCUGUCAUGACAAACAGCAUUUCUUCAAAUAAGUCUGUUGAUAUAAAUUAGGAUAUCAUUAAGUCGCCGUAUUUGCUUCGUUCAACAGUUGUGAAAAAUGACUGAGAAUUGAAGCAGAUAAUGAAUUUAAAUAAAUAAAUAGUAAAAAAAAUAAAAUACAAAUGUUCCGUCUUGUGUGUCUUGAAGCGUGAAGUGUUUACAGCCAGGGAGCCUGUUUUUAAUGAGAUGUAAAGUAGCCGAGCCCUGUUUGUGACUGUCUCAUGACUGAAUAAGGCUUUAAAGUGGGGCUGUAUGAGGUACUUAUCCAUAGUCGGUGUAUUACCGACAGUAGAAGGUGAUAAAUGGGGAAACUGAGGCCAUUAUCUAUGAUCUCUUCAAAGCCACCAGACUCCAUUGUCAAAACAGUAAUUUUACCUCGCAGUACACAGAGGUUGCUGGUCUACUGCUGCCUCGAGUUAGACCAGCAACUCCUUCGUUCUGUGAUUCUUCUCAUGCAGUCUGGUGGCUUUUAAAGAGAGCAUAGGUGGAAACAACCGCUUCAGUUAACUAACUUUCCGUCACGUGAAAGAGUGAAAUGUGUGCCGUUACUCGUCCAGCGUGCUUUGAAAGCAGGAACUUCAACACUUCGUUGCUGCUGGCAAGAGUCAAAACGCAAUGUAAUGAAAGAAGAGAGUUUAGCACACAGACAGCCUCUGCUUACCCAAGACUGACGCGCUCUUUAUAGCCAAACAACUGUCUGGCACGGUGGCCCUCAUCAAGUGUUCGGCUUAAGCCGCUGAAGGGAAGAAAAGAAAAAAACACGCCCCGGUCCCUCCGACGUUCGGCAAUCGUGUACUGACCUACUUGGCGCUCACUUUCCGUCGUGGCGAGACUCGUUAGCAGUCGUUUGUGUCUAAUUUUAACACAUGACAGGAUUUGCCACAGAGCACAGUCGUCCUCGGUGUUUUUCGCUCUCCAUGUCUUAUUCAUGCCGUGGCCUGCAGUGGAGCUGCUGACAGGGCGGGGAGCGUUUGGCUUCAGUUUGAGUAAUCAGGGCCAGCGUACUCCGCUGAGAGAGCGGCUCAGCACAAAUCCCCGCGUGUGCACUCCGGUCCCUGCUAUGUGCUCCCGUAUGUGAAUAUUUAGGGUCGGCCUCGUCUCGCAGACGCUGCCGCUCAUUACUUCCGCUGCCGGGACUUAACCGGAGUCUUGGCUGACGGAGCGGUGCAUCGGGGGAUGUCCUCCUGAUUCCCGGCGCAAAAAAAAGUUUCUCACGGCCUUACCGCAGGAAAUCGUAAAAAGAAGAGGGGUGGUAGAUUUGUUCAGACCCUGCUGUUGAGCGGUGGUGUUUGUGUGUGUUCAUGUGUUCACUUGGCAGCAAGCAUUCACAACAUGCAGAGCACAGAAACCCAGUUUGUUUGAUCAAGUCUUUUUAAGGGGGUUACGGGCUUGACUAUUUAUUGGCUGCUAGCUGUCUCUAGUCUCGAUGUUAAGCUAAGCUAACCUGCUUCAUAUUUUGUGUACAUCAAUCUUCAAACAAACUAUUUCUUAGCUUAGGUGUAAACUGCCAAACACGCCUCAUGACGACCAGUUCUUCACACGCUUUGUUUAUUUAAAAUGGGAUUUCGACACGGCUCGUGAAUGAGGUUGAUCGUACACCUCUCAGACAGCUCGGUGGGUUCCAACAGGUCGCUCCAAUUCCAGGACGCGGGCCAAAGCCCCGGGCCGUACGUACGUGUGAAUGUGAAGAACACGCUUCAAGUGCUCGUUCAGCUGUGAAGUCUGAAGGUGGGAACGAGGUGGUUCUCGGCAAGUUGUAUUUUGCCGGCUAAGGACAAUGGAGGGGAGCGUCGCCUGGACCUCUGGAGGUGAACUGACACUCAAUAAUGUGAGCAAUUUGGGUCAAUCCGUCCUGCUGCUGUUGGCUGUAUGAAACUGGAUAUUGGAGUGGAUACUGAGAGGUUGAUGGGAGCAGCGGCGGUCGAUGCAGCGCGGCUUAGGAGUGUGAUGCCGGGCCGGCAUUGUACGAGGUGUCAAACAAGAGAAAUGCGAUAUGUUUAAACCACAAAGCAUUCUUUGAGAAUUAGCGCCUUCCCAUCCCAACAAGUGGAGAGAGAGAGAGAGAGGGAGUGAGAAAGAGAAGUGGAGCUGGGUUUAUUUUUAGAUGAGCAGUUUAGAGAGGGAACCGCUCCCCCCCCCCUGUUCUCCAGCUGCUGUCAGGUGCUCUCUGGUAAGGAAAUGCUGAGCGACAAUUUGGCUCAAAAUGCACCUAAACUGAUUUGCAUAGCUGGUAUGUGAUUGCUCAACCUUUUGUAGCUUACUUCCAGAUUUAAGACCUUUAACGGCUUACAACAUCGUCACACAAGAGUCCUGAUGUUCCUCCUUCUUGUAUCCAAAUUCUGUAAUCGUUCCUCUAGCGGUGCUUAAAAGUAGAGCGACGGUUCUUCUAAGUCACACCAUACCACUUCUCAACAAUACCAGAAAUUUAGUAUUUAAUACCAGUGAACUCCUCCUUACCCAAUUUACCACCACCUUAAAAAACAAAACACUUAGAGUUAUUGUUAGGAAGUUAAACGGGUCCUAAUUCCCUCUCAAUAACACAAUAACGUUAUAACUUGCCUUCACCUAAUCCUCAUUUUUACUGAAUAGAGCUUGAACGCAUCAUAUUGAAACCCAAUGCAACCUCCGUUAACGGUAGCUGUUAGCUCUAGUGUCGGUUCUGGUACAUAGCGAGUUUUGAUUGUUUUUAAUACGCUCCGUCGGGUUGCUGUGUUCCGCUUUUGAUGAGCAAGUUUUUGUCUUACCAUCCCACAUGCGCACACACACACGCACAUUAACACACACACACACACACACACACAUUAACACACACACAUUAACGCACACACACACACAUUCAGCCUCGCCUGUGGCAGCGCUGCGACGCCGCGGUGCUCACUGGGUCAGAAGCGAUGCACGGAGAGUGGCACUGAGGCAAGAGGCGAGCAGAGAAUGAGAGAGAGGAUGCCUUGAGGGAAAGACGGAUAAAAGGAGGGAGGAAGGAGGGAAAGAGAGGGAGGAGGAGGAGGAUGGGUGAAACCCUUGGAGUAUAGCGAUGGCACCUAAUUGGUGUUGUUUACUCUCCUCUCUGGACUGUUUAUUUACUGUACUCCUCCGCUCCACCUUCCUCUCCUGCUCCAUCCAUCCAUCCAUCCCAUACCCCCCCCCCCCCUCUUCUCUCCAUCUCUCCUGCUGUCAGGACAUCCCAUGUGAUCAUCUCAUAUCAACUCUCUUCCUCUCUCCUGCUCUGCGCGCUCCAUCACUCCUCUCCAUAGAGCCCCACACAUUAUGUGGCAGGCGAGCGCACAGUCCCACACGAUGCCUCCUGAGGCAUGAUGGGAGAGAUUUCUAUAUAAAGCAGAGUCGGGGAGGUCACACACACACACACACACGCACACACUCUGGGAUGUAUCGGGGGAAGGAAGCACAGAGGCGAUGUUCGAGCGAGCCGGACCGAGGUGAAGUUCAGUGAGGAUUUCGGGGAUGCAGUCGCCACCGGUGAUGGAGGCGGGAGACGAAGUGCUGCAGGUGCUCGAGGUCUGCGAGGCGAUAGAGGAGAUAAGGGAAGUGAUUGUCACCACCAUAGAAGAAGACUCUAUUACUAACUCUCCUCCAGUGGCCAGCUCUGGAGCGGGGACUAAACCGAGCCAGGAUGACAACUGGGGCGAGACCACCACGGCCGUCACGGGCACGUCGGAGCACAGCCUCUCCCAGGAGGACAUCGUCCGCAUCACCAAGGACCUGGAGGACAGCGUGGGCCUCGACUGCCGCCGCUACUUCACCCUGGCCCUGGCCGUGGUCCUGGGCCUGCUGGUGUUCCUGACGCCGAUCGCCUUCCUGGUGCUCCCCCACCUCCUCUGGCCGGAGAAGCUGCAGAGCUGCGGCACGGCGUGCGAGGGCCUCUUCAUCUCCGUGGCCUUCAAGCUGCUCAUACUGCUGCUGGCCGUCUGGGCGCUCUUCUUCAGGCAGCCACGGGCCGGCCUCCCGCGGGUCUUGGUGUUCAGGGCGCUGCUCGCCGUGCUGGUGCUGCUCUUCGUGGUCGCGUACUGGCUGUUCUACGGCGUCAGAAUACUCGACUCGCAGGAUGAGAACUACCAGGGCAUCGUGCAGUACGCCGUGUCGCUGGUGGACGCCCUGCUGUUCAUCCACUACCUGGCCAUCGUGCUGCUGGAGCUCCGGCAGCUCCAGCCGUGCUUCUCCGUGUGCGUCACGCGCUCCACCGACGGCGAGAUGAGGCACUACAACCUGGGACAGCUCAGCAUCCAGCGGGCGGCUCUGGCCAUCUUGGAGCGCUACUACUGCGACUUCCCGGUGCACAACCCGGCGCUGCUCUCCGCCUCCAAGUCCCGCGCCGCCAAGCACCUGGCCGGCCUCAAGGUCUACAACGUGGAUGGUGAGUUCCCAGCAGCCCCCGCUGAGGGUCCGGGGAACAACGCGGCAGCAGCAGCGGCAGCAGGAAUGGCCCACUCCCAGUCCAGAGCCAUGAUCGCGGCCGCCGCCCGCCGCAGGGACACCAGCCACAACGAGCUGUACUACGAGGAGGCGGAGCACGAGAGGCGCGUUCGCAAGCGCAAAGCACGACUGGUGGUGGCGGUGGAGGAGGCGUUCACGCACAUCAAGCGCAUGCAGGAGGAGGAGCAGAAGAAGGCCCCGGGGGACGUGAUGGACCCCCGCGAGGCGGCGCAGGCCAUCUUCCCGUCCAUGGCGCGCGCCCUGCAGAAGUACCUGAGGACCACCAAGCAGCAGCACUGCCACAGCAUGGAGAGCAUCCAGCAGCACCUGGCCUUCUGCAUCACCAACAACAUGACGCCCAAGGCGUUCCUGGAGUGCUACCUGACCCCAGGUCCCACCCUGCAGUACAGCCGGGACCACUGGCUGGCCCGCCGGUGGACGCUGAUCAGCGAGGCGUCGGUCACCAGCGGCCUGAAAGACGGCUCCACCUUCCUGCUCCGGUGCGGGGACUUCAGCCUGGUGGUGACGACCAAGAGGAUCCCUUACAUCCAGAUGUCGGAGGAAUACAUCGACCCCAAGUCGCACAAGUUCGUGCUGCGGCUACAGUCGGAAACCUCCGUGUAGGACCCCGAACUGUUUUUUAAUUCUCUCACUCUGUUUUGUGGCUCUCAAAUGUUUUCACUUUGGGUUUGCAGUUUUUUAUUUUUUUUAUAUAUAUAUAUAUUAUAUGAAUCUUAAUAUUACACUCAUGUUUGAAUAUAUUGAUCUUUUUUUAUGUUUUGAUUUGGAUGAAAUGGAAAGAAAGAGGCAGGAAUGAUGCACAAUCACUCGUUCCUUUUUUCUGUUUGAGCCAAACAAGACGGGAGCGUUUAAGGUUUCUGAAAUCCACACAGAGACUCCGCUGUUCCGGUCGCUCCUUUAUUUCCACGAGACGGACGGACGGACAAACCACUAAUGACCGCGAUGGUGUGACUUGGAUUUAGGUUGUUUUUAAGCCCAACGGAAACACGUGACAGAUAUCCUCGUCUGCAACAUUUGAAAGUAUUGCAUUUGACAAAAAAAACAACAUCAAUCAGACUUUGCAUUAAAUGCACAUCUAUGUAUGUUUUAUAAAUGAAAAUAAUUCACCUUGAAAGGACGGAACAUGUGAUCUCAGACUGUUUUAUCUCCUCAUCACUGCUUCUACAUCUGUCGCGCUCCGGACAAACACUUCCCUCGACUCUCGUCCCGAUUCUUCUGCAGGUGCAAUGGAGCAAAAUCAGAGAUACGUUUCCACUCCAGUUGGGAAGAAACACAGACACGCGGCACGUUUUAACACCGGGGCAAAGCCCGAAAAACAUUUGCCCCGCCUCGUCGGUUCAGUAACCUCCUCGGGGCUUUCACGUUUGCCCGACACGGCGGAAAAGGAGGCAGCGAGGAGGACAGACGGGGCCACGAUGUCGCGGAUAAAAAAAAGUACUACUGAUUACUCCAAAGGAGAAUUCCCCCCUAUGUGGGUUAUUACACAGCAGAGAAAUCGAAAUAUAGUAAAUUCUCUUAUAGGAGCUGGUUUUCAAGUAAGCUAAUGAAGCCCAGGUGAUAAAAACAUUGACGGGCUGGAAUUACCUGAACUCUACUGCAACAGCUGGUAAAUCUAGUGUGAGGUUUAUUGACACAGUCAGUACAGCAGAGUGGUGUCAAACUCACCACUCUGCUGUUAGAGUUUCUGUUGUUCUAGCUGCUCUCCAGCUGUUUCUGCUUUGUUGUUCUCCUGAACUACCAGCAACAAACAACACUUCCUCUUUUUAUUUUCACAUUAAAAGCUUUCCCACAAGGGGAAGAAAAAUUCGGUGGUGAUCCGUUUUCUAAGUCUGAUCUAAGUUGUUUUUUCCCAGAGUUUAUGACUUAAGAACUGGGGAAACAAAGGUUUUGCUAGAAUAUUUUUUCUUUUGAGGUUCCUGAUGAAAAGAAUAAUCUGUAACACGAGUUGGGAAAAAAGUGUUGUGAAAGCAUUCAUGUUUUCUCCUCGGUCAGUUCAUUUAAGGUUCAUGUAUUGUGUGUUAGCGAGUUAUGUAAAUUAAAACUCACCUGAAAGAAAACAUGAAUGCCUUUCAGUCAGAACAUUGGGUAGUGAUGCACUUCAGCCUCUUGUGGCCAAAAUGAGUAUUACAGCAACAAACACAAAACAAAUGUGUAACAGGUGAACAAAGUAACUUAAAAAAAAUGAUCAAAAAAUGAUCAUCCAAAACGUUAUUUUCCCCCGCCUGUUUCACAGAUGAAAAAUAACAAAGAGAAAAUAAUUUAGAAAGUGGAUCACCAGAAUGUUUGUUCCCCUCUCAGGGCUUCUGUAGGCAGCCGUGUAGAGAGACAGGAAGCUUCUGACAUGUAACAAAAGGUCCUCAGUUGAGAAUCAAACCAUGUAUGUUGCAGUUAUGUGGUAAACGCUAGACAACCCAGGCCGCAAGACUUUAAAUGGGAAAAUUGGUGCUGUGGAAAUGGACUGAUUGUAUCAACACAAUAAAGGCCACAGUUUAUUUACGGCAUCAAACAUGAUUUAAUCUCUCAGCGUUUUGCCUGAGAGAGUAUCAAUAGUGAGAGCUGCAGUGGGGCGGAAACUCCCUCCCAACAGGACCGUCUGGUUUUCCUUCACUACCUUGUCUCACCUCUGUUCUCUGACAAACACGCUCGCAGUGAAUCCCUCGAGGUCAGAGAGGAGUUAUUUUCUUUCACCCGAUGCAUCAGCCAGAAGAAUCCAGCUAAUGGCAGAUCCACCAAAGUGUGACUCACUCAAGAAGGAAAAUGUGUCAGUGAUAUUAUCUUCAGUGGCUCCGAGCAUGGCUGCCCCCUACUGCCCCCUGGCGGCUGAACUAAAACUAUCCGUUUUGUCUGCCUGAGGGGAACAGCAACAUGUUUCCAUAAAGAAAUAUAAAACACAAAGAUGCUGUUCAUGUAAGAAAAAACAUUUGUUCACUGUCAAAGCACCUGGGAAGAACGCAAAAACAAAAAAAACGACUUCUUUAUUUGACGCUCUGGUCACAUUUUGUACCUACUGACAGAUGAACUUUGUAUGAUCCAAAUGUGACUGCUGCCUGUUUUUACACUGUAACUAUUUAUGUAAACAAGCAUGUGUGUGUGUGUGUGUGUGUAUGCCAUUCCAGUUCACACGACCAGCCCCCCCCCCUCUACAUCACCGCCGUCUGCCACGCUGUUGCCGGGUUAAAAAUCCUCUGUUUUUGUCGGGACAGCUCUGUGAUGAUGACGUGACAUUGCAAUGCAAGACGUGUUUCACUUUCACAGGUAUUAGCAUUUGUAUAAAAAUAAAAAAAACAUUUUUAUGAACA